AGUAAGCCACAGAGAACAUGGCUGUUCCCGCGUCGCAACGAAGCAGAUUCCAUGAACGCGAGAAUCCGUCUUGUUCUUGCACUGGCACCACAAGAACACGUGCCUGAUCCAGAUGCGUGGCAAGCUUUGUACAACAGCCAGGAAAAUAGCGAAGAUAUUGCUGAUUAUUCUUUAGCAGAUGUCCGUGGUGUUGACAUUCAUGUUCCUGUACAGUCCAGUCAUCCUCAGUGCCCUUAUUAUGAAGAAGAGCGACAACGUGACGCUUACACCAGUGACGUCUUCGAUACGUCUUCUGAUUUUGAUAACGAUAUUAACUCCUCAGCUAACUCCGAAAAAGGUGUACCAGACAAUGGUCAUAAUAAUGAAAUUAUUCAAAAAGAAGCUGCGCCUUUUUCGAGUACAUCUUCUCUUGAAAACGGAGGUAGUGAAGAUCUCCACACUGAGGCGAAGAAAACUAUCGCAGUAAAUUGUUUCUAUUCUGAAGACAUCGUUUCGUCCGCAAACCACUCAGGAGCUGAAGUAUUGGCAAUAGCUGGCAGUCGUAUAGCAAAUAACACGGAACUCCUUUUAGCAAAUCUGUGUCUUCCGCCGUAUAAGAUUCUUCCAGACCAAUGCAGUUGGAUGUCGAGUUGGCUGCGCUGGUGCCCCACGUCGACAGAAAUGCUGCGUGAGGCCGAGAAGCGCAUUCUCUCACACGCGCAUUCUCUCACAAUAUCGCACCUGGUGCUGGCUGACCCGUGGGGUUUCCCUGAGCGGCCGCUGGACGUGGACGAGCUCUACAAGCUGCCGCUGUGGGCCAAGGCUUUAGCCUCCGUCGCCCAGCACUUCAACCCACUGUCUGUGCUACGCUUCACAGGACCUCUCGGUCCCAGUCUACUACAGAAGGCGCGGCCUGACCUCACCCGCAAGUUUGCCGGACUGCUGCCCAACGCUGAGGAAGACAUCCCCAGCUACCUGUACCACUGCAACGCUCAGCAGCCCAGUGGAGAGACGGCGUUCCACAGCCUCAUGUCGGGGUUCGGCUGGGCCAAGCAUCCGAUGGUGCACAGGCUGGACUCGCUGCAGCAGGAGGUGCCCAUCACGCUCAUCUACGGCUCCAGGUCCUGGAUAGACCGCGACCCUGGCUUCCAUAUCAAAUAUUCAAGACCAAACUCUUUUGUCGACGUUCAGGUUCUGCAAGGCGCCGGCCACCACGUUAUCAUAUUUCUUUAG
Molecule: messenger RNA, 1212 nt
Organism: Hyalella azteca
Lineage: Eukaryota; Metazoa; Arthropoda; Malacostraca; Amphipoda; Hyalellidae
Cellular component (GO): lipid droplet
Source: RefSeq, a predicted model, not a curated record